Molecule: messenger RNA, 321 nt
Organism: Grammomys surdaster
Lineage: Eukaryota; Metazoa; Chordata; Mammalia; Rodentia; Muridae
Product: 60S ribosomal protein L27a-like
Exons: 1
Coding region: 1-321 (106 amino acids)
Cellular component (GO): cytosolic large ribosomal subunit
Molecular function (GO): structural constituent of ribosome
Source: RefSeq, a predicted model, not a curated record
AUGCCAUUCAGACUGAGGAAGAAGACCCGGAAACUCCUGGGCCACAUGAGCUACAGCCUCGGCCACGUCGCUAAGCACCGCGAGCACCCAGGAGGCCUCGGGAAUGCUGCAGGCGUGCACCUCCACAGGAUCAACUUUGACAAAUAUCAUCCAGGGUACUUCGGGAAAGUUGGUAUGAGGCAUUACCACUUGAUGAAGAAGCAGAGUUUCGGCCCAACUGUCAACCUGAAUAAAUUAUGGACGUUGGUCAGCGAGCAGACGCGGGUCAAAGCUGCAAAACACAAGACUGGGGCUGCUCCCGUCACUGACCUUGUUCGAUGA